CUUUAAAGUUCCAGAACCCGCCUCUUAUCUUGGGGAGUAGUUCUCAUUCUCUCUUCACGAUGACUUCACUUUCUCUUCCAACUCAAUUUUCUUGCCAUCCAAACGCCUCUUCUCUUCCUUUUUCAUCCCAAAACAGAGCUCGUAAUAGGGUCCCCUUUCCGAAGAAAAAAUGGAGAAAUCGGUGGAGAUGCUCAGCCGCUGAGCAACCACAGCAACACCGGACCAAGAAGAAGAAACCCCAAGCCGAGGCAGACAAAGGAAUCGACCCUGUUGGAUUUCUCACCAAACUCGGCAUUUCGCAUAAGCAACUUUCUCAGUUCCUAAGAGAAAGACACAAAGCUCUGAAGGACCUCAAAGACGAAAUUUUCAAUCGCCAUUUGAAUCUCCAGGAGAUGGCUUCUGGAUAUGAGAUAUUGGGUAUGCAUCGCAAUGUUCAACAUAGGGUGGAUUUUAUGGAGUGGGCUCCAGGUGCUCGCUAUUGUGCACUGGUUGGUGAUUUUAAUGGGUGGUCACCAACAGAAAAUUGUGCUAGAGAGGGUCAUUUUGGCCGGGAUGAUUAUGGCUACUGGUUUAUCAUUCUUGAGGAUAAAUUGAGGGAGGGAGAAAAACCGGAUGAACUCUAUUUUCAGCAGUAUAACUAUGUGGAUGACAAUGAUAAAGGUGAUAGUGGUGUUACCAUUGAAGAACUUUUUAAGAAAGCAAAUGAUGAGUAUUGGGAGCCUGGCGAGGACCGGUUUAUAAAAUCACGUUAUGAAGUUGCAGCAAAGUUAUAUGAGCAAAUAUUUGGCCCCAAUGGACCCGAAACAGAAGAGGAACUGGAAGAAAUACCAGACGCUGAAACAAGGUAUAAGGCAUGGAAAGAACAGCAUAAAGAUGAUCCCCCCAGUAAUUUACCUCCUUUUGAUGUGAUUGACAAUGGAAAAGAAUAUGACAUUUACAAUGUUGUGGAUGAUCCUGUAUGGCGGGAAAAAUUUCGUGCUAAGAAGCCUCCUUUGGCUUACUGGCUAGAGUCACGUAAAGGUAGGAAGGCAUGGUUGAAAAAGUAUACUCCUGGAAUUCCUCAUGGAAGCAAAUACAGGGUCUAUUUUAACACUCCAGAUGGGCCUUUGGAGCGAAUUCCUGCAUGGGCUACUUAUGUGCUACCAGAUGUAGAUGGGAAGCAAGCUUUCGCAAUUCAUUGGGAACCACCACCUGAAUCUGCACACAGAUGGAAAAACAUGCGUCCAAAUGUGCCAAAGUCUUUGCGCAUAUAUGAAUGCCAUGUUGGAAUUAGUGGAUCAGAGCAAAAGAUAUCCUCUUUCAAUGAAUUUACUGAGAAUGUCCUUCCUCAUAUAAAAGAAGCUGGAUACAAUGCAAUCCAGUUGAUUGGAGUUGUUGAGCACAAAGACUAUUCCUCUGUAGGUUAUAAAGUUACUAAUUUGUAUGCUACUAGCAGCCGAUAUGGCACGCCGGAUGACUUCAAGCGCUUGGUUGAUGAAGCACAUGGACAAGGAAUGCUGGUGUUCUUGGACAUUGUUCAUUCCUACUCUGCAGCAGAUGAGAUGGUUGGGCUAUCACUAUUUGAUGGGUCAAAUGACUGCUACUUUCAUACUGGUAAACGAGGACAUCACAAGUACUGGGGUACCAGAAUGUUCAAAUAUGGUGAUCCUGAUGUGCUGCAUUUUCUUCUCUCAAAUUUGAAUUGGUGGGUUGUGGAGUAUCAAAUUGAUGGUUUCCAGUUCCAUUCACUCUCAUCAAUGAUUUAUACACACAACGGCUUUGCUUCUUUUACUGGUGAUUUGGAGGAGUAUUGCAAUCAAUACGUUGACAAAGAUGCAUUGAUGUACCUGAUUUUGGCAAAUGAAAUACUACAUGCUCUUCAUCCUAAUAUAGUAACAAUUGCUGAAGAUGCAACAUAUUAUCCUGGACUAUGUGAACCAACUUCUCAAGGUGGACUGGGAUUUGAUUAUUAUGUCAAUCUUUCUGCACCAGAUAUGUGGUUGGACUUCCUUGAGAAUAUCCCUGACCAUGAAUGGAGCAUGAGUAAGAUUGUGAGUACAUUAAUCGGAAACAGACAAUAUGCAGAUAAGAUGCUUGUUUAUGCUGAAAAUCACAACCAGUCUAUAUCUGGAGGGCGGUCAUUUGCAGAGAUAUUGUUUGGGGCCAUAAAGGAAGAUCCGCUCAGCUCAAAGACGACUUUACUUAGAGGGUGUUCUUUGCACAAAAUGAUCAGAUUGAUUACACUUACAAUUGGUGGCCAUGCUUACCUCAACUUCAUGGGAAAUGAAUUUGGGCAUCCAAAGAGGAUUGAAUUCCCAAUGCCAAGCAACAAUUUCUCACUUUCACUUGCUAACCGGUGCUGGGAUUUGUUAGAAAAUGAAGUGCAUCAUAAUUUGUUUUCUUUUGAUAAGGACAUGAUGAAGUUGGGUGAAAAUGAAAGGUCACUUUCAAGAGGUUUACCUAAUAUUCACCAUGUGAAAGAUUCUGCCAUGGUAAUAUCUUACAUGAGAGGUCCUCUUCUCUUCAUAUUCAACUUUCAUCACACGAAUUCUUAUGAAGGAUACUAUGUGGGUGUAGAAGAAGCUGGAGAGUAUCAAAUAAUACUGAAUACAGACGAAACAAAGUAUGGUGGUCAAGGACUUAUUGAAGAAGGGCAAUAUCUUCAGAGAACCAUUAACAGAAGAGUUGACGGUCUCCGAAACUGCUUAGAAGUGUCUCUUCCCAGUAGAACUGCGCAGGUCUACAAAUUAAGCCGGAUUUUAAGAAUAUGAGGCCCUUCAUGUUCUCAUAUGACCUUGCUAUGCAGAUUAUAUGAUUUCUCAGAGAAAAUAUGACAAACCUGGUGGACAUUCAUUAAGCUUGUAUGGCUUGUGUGCAUCACUUCCUUUCCUAGUCAGACGAAGACUGGAGUUGGUGGUGGAGUUUCAUAAUUCAGCAACCAAAUUAGCAUAUAAGGAAGAACUAUAGCUAUGGUCAUUGUGGGAGCUGCACACAACAAUGCUGCCAUGGUUGGACUGAUCACUUCUCUAAGAAGCUCUGGUACAUUUAUGCUGGAGACUGAUCUUUUCUGCCAAUUUGAAGGUAACAUAUUGGAUGGUCUUGCUGCUCAAAGGAAUUGCUCCUUUGGAGCAAUGGAGUGGAGGGCUUUGAGACACCACUACUUGACUACCCAACUUCUUGGUGAAUGUACUUGUUUAUAAAGGAAAAUGGUCUAUUGUGUUAUAAGAACAGACAAUGACUCGAGUUUUAGAGAACUGAGGCCACCAUGUAUCUCAUACAAGCUGGAGUUUGAAAUUAAUUAUUAUUUUAAUGUGCUACUUUAAGCUUA
Molecule: messenger RNA, 3307 nt
Organism: Vitis riparia (riverbank grape)
Lineage: Eukaryota; Viridiplantae; Streptophyta; Magnoliopsida; Vitales; Vitaceae
Product: 1,4-alpha-glucan-branching enzyme 3, chloroplastic/amyloplastic
Exons: 21
Coding region: 60-2750 (896 amino acids)
Biological process (GO): glycogen biosynthetic process
Cellular component (GO): cytoplasm
Molecular function (GO): 1,4-alpha-glucan branching enzyme activity; hydrolase activity, hydrolyzing O-glycosyl compounds; cation binding
Source: RefSeq, a predicted model, not a curated record